Molecule: messenger RNA, 1274 nt
Organism: Canariomyces notabilis
Lineage: Eukaryota; Fungi; Ascomycota; Sordariomycetes; Sordariales; Chaetomiaceae
Exons: 5
Coding region: 95-877 (260 amino acids)
Biological process (GO): protein folding in endoplasmic reticulum
Cellular component (GO): membrane; EMC complex
Source: RefSeq, a predicted model, not a curated record
CUUGGCAGGGCGACCUUUUGUGGACGACACGUCUUGCAGCUUCCUUGCUUCACCAGUAUUCCGCAGCUCAAAGGAUCUGUUGAUGGCAGCAAGAAUGGCGCAGGUACCGGUACAGACGAUCCAUAGGGAUCCCCAAUUAUUCUACUGGAUCCUGUUCCCAAUCACCAUCGUGAUGAUUCUCACCGGCGUCCUCCGACAUUACGCGAGCGUCCUGAUGGCAUCUGCGCCCAAGAGACUCGAGCAGAAGGCGAUGCGUGAGCAGCGGAGGCUGAUUCACGGCAUGAACCUGCGAGGAAACUUCCACGUCUUGUCGCAACGCUCCUUUGCCACGCGACGGGACGCGCUCAUUACGGCCUAUGAGUCGGGUACCUAUCUCAAGGAUCCAGAGCGCCGUGGCCAGGCGCCGCCCAACCCCAUGAGCGACCCCAGCUCGAUGGAGGGCAUGAUGGGCAUGAUGAAGAACCAGAUGGCCAUGAUCAUCCCGAAUACGCUGAUCAUGAGUUGGAUCAAUGCCUUUUUUAGCGGAUACGUUAUCAUGAAACUGCCAUUCCCCCUUACCAUCAAAUUCAAGAGCAUGCUCCAGGCUGGCGUGGCUACCAAGGAUAUGGAUCCGCGGUGGAUGUCAAGCAUCAGCUGGUACUUUUUGUGCAUAUUUGGUCUGCAAUCCGUCUUCAACUUCCUGCUUGGCAGUGACAAUGCCGCCAGCCAAAUGGCGCAGCAGAUGGGCCAGAUGGGCCCUCAAGCAGGGCAAAUGUUUGGCCCGGGCGUAGAUCCCGACAAGCAGUUUCUCGCCGAGGCCGAGAACCUUGCGGUCGUUGAGCACCAUUCUGUGCUGGACGGCGUCGAGCAGCGUCUUCUGGAGGGUAUCAAGGUUUAGACAUGAAAAGCCAUAUAUAUGAGCGCCACGCAGACGCAGCUUCUCUCGCGCCCGGGCACAGAAUGCUCAGUUAUUUCCAACUCGAAUUUGUGGUCCGCCGUCCGACGCGCUGUGGUCAUUCCCACCACAGAUAACAACCGAGACCGGGGCCAUUCAUCGAACCAAUGAUCCUGUAAGGCGGCUUCGAGUCGGCGAGAAUGACUUCUUCCUCGGAUGCUUCGGGCGGCCCUGACGGUGCCUGGUCAUGCCAUUCUUCGGCCAUCACCCUGAAACGCACCAUCUCGUUGUUAUCAAAGUACAACUCCUGUCCCUCAUACUUCCAGACCCAGAGGUUUUCGCUAGAGUCGCUGGAAGGACAAGUCAGUCGGCGCCCCCCAAGUCUUCACGUAAACAGGAC